GCGGCGAUCGCGCAUCGCAGAUACUGGUAACAUAGCAACUGCUGGCUGUAAACAAGACCUGGAAAACGCGAAUGGAAGCAGAUGAUAAAGUUGGCUUCCUGAGAUGGAUAUUAUAAAAGGAGACCUGGAAACUGUUUCUAGUUCUGGAAUUCUUACUUCAAGUUCACGUAAUAAAGUAAGACCUGAUUCAGCUGUAAGAUCCUUGGAAGUGUUAACCCCAGAGCCAAUGAAUUCAGAACAUCGGUUGAAGCGAAAAUCUUCAGUUGAUCGACUCUGGUCUCCUGCAAAAACUGAACCAGUAAACAGUCAUGGAGGAAAGACACAGCUGAGAGGAGUUUCCAGCACUGGACACAUUUCAGAAUGCAAGACAAAUAGCGCAGGAUCAAAAGAAAAUUUACGAUUACCUUGCUCGCCCACGGACGCAACAUUGCCUGAAUCUACAGAAGAGAAAGCACACCACAAGCUGGACAGUGCCGUGAAAAAGAUGAGUACACCGGAUGACUUAUUAGAAACCGCGUUGACCAUGGAGAAAGAAGUUAAUGCUCAAGGUCAAGAGAUGUGGAAGCAGAUGCUAGAAGAACUUAAGGGUAUGCCUGCACAUAGCCAUGAGGAAAGUUUAAACACAAAUAGGUUUCUGGGAUUGCACUCACAAGUGCAUGAAGUGGAGGAUGUACUUUCCAGUAGUGAUGGGUUUGAAGAACAUUUCAAUGACUCUUUAUUUGAAUGUAAUGAUCUGAGUCAAGGUCUAACAAAAAAUGAACAUAAAGUGCCUGAAUCUGCAGAAGAAAAGACAGACCCCAUGUUGGAGAAAGCCACAAAGAAGAUGAAGACUCUGGAUGAAAUACUACAAAAGGCAUCGGCCAAAGAGAAGGAAGUUAUUGCUCAGAGUCUAGCAAUUCGAAAGCAGUUACGGGAAGAGCUUAAGCAAAUACCUGCACAAAGCCAUGAAGAGAGUUUGAACACAAAUAAAUUUCUGGCAUUAACACCAGAGCCUGAUGAAGCACAAGAUGCAUUCAACCUCAAAACAGACAAAAUGUUCGUAUCAGUAUUCUGUACUCAACUUCCCGUUGAAGACUUUGACCAGAAUUACAGAGAAACUAUACAAGGUGAUGUUUCUACCUCAGAAACAGCUGGCAUACUAAACAGUGAAAGAACAAGCCUGACAGCAAAACAAAAGAAAAACACAAACCAGAAGAAAGGGGUUGAUUUUAUUCAAAGGAACAUUGAAUUAGCGAAGGACGCAGGGUCCACUUUUUUAACUGAAGAGGAAAAUUUGAGGUUGCAACAACUUACCACAGACUCUGACAAUGACUGCAAUGAUGAAGACAUUAUAGGAAACAUGACCUUGUGCAUACCAGGAGAAGGCUACGCUCCAAACUCAGCACAACUUGAUCGUCUUGCAGAAAUAGAAGCUGAACUGCAGAAUAUCCACACCAUGGACAUGUCCUUUGUCACCAAUAUCUGCACUAAGAAUGCAAAUACGGAGCCUGCACCUGGGGAGAAUGUUUUACAAGAUACCAAGACACUGAGGGAACUAAAAAUAUCUAAGAGAGAUAGACCAUCAAAUUGAGAAUAUAA
Messenger RNA from Spea bombifrons (plains spadefoot toad), 1578 nucleotides. It is a transcript of the gene FSIP1, whose product is annotated as fibrous sheath interacting protein 1. The record is from RefSeq and is a predicted model, not a curated record. The coding region runs from base 104 to 1570 and encodes 488 amino acids. The transcript is spliced from 13 exons. Lineage: Eukaryota; Metazoa; Chordata; Amphibia; Anura; Pelobatidae.